Molecule: messenger RNA, 1764 nt
Organism: Misgurnus anguillicaudatus (oriental weatherfish)
Lineage: Eukaryota; Metazoa; Chordata; Actinopteri; Cypriniformes; Cobitidae
Source: RefSeq, a predicted model, not a curated record
GUCACAGAACUGAUUCUGUAGUUUUUCUUUCGUUUUAAGAUGAAUCAACAUCUUUAACAUAUGCACAUAACUGGGCUUUUUACAGGCUUUUCAGAGGAACAGACACCCACAGAUUAAUAAAAACAAAAUAGAGCCUCUUGACUGUUGAAGAAGAUGUCUCUCUUUCUGUUGACUUUGCUCUUUUUACCAAAUCUCUUGUGUGAUAUUUCUUCUGAUGGAGUAAAGGCUGAUGAAACUCAUAUUACUGAUAUCCUAUUUGCUACAAUUUCUAGAUAUUAUAAAUGUGUGGAUCGUUCAAGCUCAAAAUGUAUAGUUGAGUGUUCAGGGCCGAGUGUUCCACAGACACAGCUCUCGUGGUAUAAUGGGAGCAGUUCAUACUCCAACCUCACGAUUUCUGAUUUUAACACCAGAUUAUAUCUAGAGGUGGACAAUUGGGAUAAAAAUCACUACCGUUGUGAGGCGUCCAAUUCAAUUACCCAUCAGACUUCAUAUCUAAACAUUACUCAGAUCUGUCAGACGUGUCCAGAUUUAACAGGUAAAAAAAUAAAAACUAUGUUUGUAAGUGAGGGAGACUCUGUCACUUUACACACUAACAUUACUGAACGACAGAAUGAGCACAUAAAGUGGAUUUAUGAAGGAAACAUUUUCAUUGGUAAACUCUAUGCAAACACAACUACAUACAGUGAGUGUGAUGGUGGACGCAACAAAGUAUUGGACAGUAAAACUGGAUCUCUGACCAUCAAAAACAUCAUUCAAUCAGAUUCUGGACUCUAUCAGCUGAUCACUAAUAGACCACAGAUGGCUCAAGAAUGCCAUGGUUAUAAUGUUAUAGUUUGUGGUAAAGAAAUACCAAUAUCUUUGAAUGUGGGAGAGUCUGCCACUUUACCCACUAAUCUUACAGAACAAAACCAGGAUUGCAUACAGUGGUUGUAUAAAGAAAACACUCUCAUUGCUGAACUCUGUAAAGACAAGGGCACAUGCUAUGACUGUGAUGGUUGUAGGUUCAAUAAAAGUCUGGAGCUGCACAAUAAGACUGGAUCUCUCACCAUUAAAAACAUCAGGAAAAUCCACUCAGGGCCCUAUAAACUAAUGAUCCCUGAAGGACCACAUAAAGUAUGUCAGAUAUAUCAUGUUACUGUCUAUGAUUCUCUGCCCUCUCCUGUCAUCACAAAUGAAUCUCCACCAAGUUCAUCAUCAUCAGAAAAAUCACCCAGCUUAAAAUGCUCCUUGCUGUGUUCAGUUAUGAAUGUGACAGGUGUAAUUCUCUCCUGGUAUAAAGGAAACAGUUUAUUGUCCAGUAUCAUCAGUGUGUCUGAUCUCAGCAUCAGUGUGUCUGAUCGCAACAUCAGACUCUAUCUACCUCUGGAGGUGGAAUAUCAUGAUACAAACAACUACAGCUGUGUGGUGAACAAUACUUUCACCAGCAAAACUACACACCUCAACAUGAGUGCACUAUGUAAAGAUCCCAGAUCAUCUUCUCGUCCUGAUGGUGUUGCUAUUGGUGUUGGUGUUGGUGUCAUUGCUCUUGCUCUUGUUGGUGGGUUGGUCUAUUGCUAUUGUAGAAGACGGAAAACAGGCAAGUAUCACCUACAGCUGAUAUGUGCUGGUUUUAUGCAAAAUAAGUUUUGAUGCUAUACAUUUUUGCACUAUUCCAGUGUAAACCUUUCAAAACUUUAUCAUGGUUAGACAAAAGCAUGCAGGUUUUUUGUUUAUAAAUUAAGGUCUGCCUGUCAGAACUGAGGACAAGGAUAUAAUUGCAGGUGA